Phyllopteryx taeniolatus (common seadragon) is the source of this 2311-nucleotide messenger RNA. RefSeq names its product GPALPP motifs containing 1 (gene gpalpp1). The transcript is spliced from 7 exons. Bases 263 to 1279 code for a protein of 338 amino acids. The record is from RefSeq and is a predicted model, not a curated record. Lineage: Eukaryota; Metazoa; Chordata; Actinopteri; Syngnathiformes; Syngnathidae.
AUUAACGAAUGACUUCACUUUUAUUCUUGUAGGGUAACUUCCUGUGUAGACAACAUGCGCUCAUGCGCAGUGUUGUUCAAAAUGUCGACCUCGGUACUGAACGCCGUUGUAUUUUACAUGUAGCGUAAUGACUCAGACUACAAGCCGUUGUAUUUUACAUGGAGCGCAAUGAUUCAGACUACAAGACAAAUGUGGUAUUUCACGUAGUUAAAAGUCUUUUAGAAAACGAGUAAUAUCGUGGUUUGUGCAAACCGCUGCCAAUAUGGCGUCUCAGAACUCUAUAGGACCUGCUUUGCCCCCAAGCUUUAAAAAUGCUUCAGAUUCUGACGAUGAAAGUGACUUUACCGGUCCCGCUUUGCCUCCCGGUUACAAACGAGGUGAGCCGUCCAGCUCGUCGGAAGAAAGUGAAGUGGUCGUCAAAAGAGUCAAGACAGGACACUUCUCGGAAGACAAACAUGCAGUGAUAAAGAAGACAAAGGCUGACGAAGAUGACGGCUUCUUUGGACCAGCAUUACCUCCAGGUUUUAGCAAGAAACAGAGUUCACCGGAGAGGCCACCAGUGCUGGGCCCAGCUUUGCCUCCUGGGUUCCGCCAUGCAGUGUAUGAUGACAAUGAUGGAGAUGAAGAGGGUUUCCCAGGACCUGCCUUACCUCCAGGCUACAAUGCUGACUCCUUCAGCAGUGAGGAUGAGGAUAUUAUUGGACCCAUGCCAUCCAGCUGUCCAGUUCAAAAUACGGUGACUCUGGACAUUGAACGCAGGGCACGAAUGAUGAAAGACAAGCUGACUAAAGUUGAUGCACCUGAGGUCCAAACCCGAGAGACUUGGAUGACAGAACUUCCACCAGAACUACAACACAUUGGCUUGGGGGCUCGUACUUUCAAGAAGAGGUCAGGUCCGGAGAAGGGUGACCGCUCCAUUUGGACAGAUACACCUGCUGACACAGACCGCAAGUCCAGGGAGCGCCUCGAGAGAGAGAAAAAGGGUGAGACUGAGAAAGAUUCCGCCCCACAAAUUUCUCAAAAAGAUUUGGAAAUGGCAGACACGGUGUCGAAGUAUAAUAAAACUAAACGCUCAGAAUCUCUGAUGAGUCUGCAUACAAAGACCAUGAAGGAGAAGGCAAAGCAGCCGAGAGACGAGCCGGUGGAGAGAAGAGCAUUUGAUCGGGAAAAUGACCUGCAGGUCAACCGCUUCGAUGAUGCGCAGAAGCAGCGACUGCUGAAGAAAUCUCAGGAACUGAACACACGGUUCUCCCAUAGCAAUGACAAGAUGUUCCUGUAAGGCCAGUGUUUACAGUAAAAUGUCUACUAAAUAACGCAUACAGUGCCAUGAAAAAGUAUUGGCACCCUUCUCAAAUUCUUAAAUUUUUUGAUAGUUUCCCCACUUUAAUAUUAUCAGAUAAAUGUAAAUAUUAGACAAAUACAACCCAAGUGAACUUAAAAUGCUGUUUUUCAAUGAUUUCAUUUAUCGAAAAAAACUAAAAAAAUCAGCAAUGGUUUUCGCCUUGGAACUCUGCCAUGGAUGCCAUUUUUGCCCAGUCUCUUCAUUGUUAUGAACACUGACCUUAACUGAGGCAAGCCAGGCCUGCACUUAGAAGUUGUCCUGAGUUCCUUUGUGGUGUCCUGGAUGACUCAGGGCUAUUCUCUUGGGGUAUUCUUUGCUGGCCUGCCACUCCUGAGAAGGAGUUCCAUGUUUUCUCUGUGUGAGGCCCCAUCUACGGUUUACUGGAAUCCUAAAGCUUGACAAAUGGCUCUUGUAACACUUUCUGAUAGAUGUCAAUUACUUUAUUUCUCGACUGUUCUGGACAUUGUUUGGAGCAUUUCAUUUCGUUGCAGCGUUUUUAGAUCUUUUGGCCGACUUGAUUUUGUCGGGACAGAUUCUGUUUGAGUAACAGGUCUGGAGGUAAUCAGACUUGGCUGUGAUCAGUGAAAAUUGACCAAAAAUUGUGAUUAGCCACAAUUAAUUGAUGGUUUAACAAGGGGGUAAUUACUUUUUUCACACAGGGCCAGGUGACUUCAAAUAGUCCCCCCCCUCUUAAAUCACCAUUUUAAAAACAGCAUUUAAAGUCCACUUGGGUUAUAUUUUUCAGAUAUUUACAUUUGUUUGAUGAUCUUCAAUAUUAAAGUGGGGAAACUAUCCAAAAAGAUAAGAAAUAGAGAAGGGGACCAAUACUUUUUCACAGCACUCCAUAAAUGGACAAUUAUUUGGAAGAUGGGGCUGAGAGCAGAUGGAGUUUGCAUUGUUUAUUAGUAGUUUACUCUUGUUAGUUCAUGUACAAUGAUAUGAAUGUAAAUAAAACUUAUUUCUACUCUA